Messenger RNA from Anastrepha ludens (Mexican fruit fly), 4608 nucleotides. It is a transcript of the gene Klp54D, whose product is annotated as kinesin-like protein KIF12. The coding region runs from base 485 to 2668 and encodes 727 amino acids. Gene Ontology annotation, biological process: microtubule-based movement. Gene Ontology annotation, molecular function: microtubule motor activity; microtubule binding; ATP binding. The record is from RefSeq and is a predicted model, not a curated record. NCBI's taxonomy places the organism in Eukaryota, Metazoa, Arthropoda, Insecta, Diptera, Tephritidae. The transcript has 10 exons.
CGGCCGUCAGUUUGAAUUGGGAUUUUGAAGUAGAAACAUCGACUAGUUUCAAAACGCCGCGAAUGUUUAGUACAUACACAUAAUAUUAUUAAGUAAAGUAUAUACUUAGGCGCAAAACGUGCUUUUCCACCCCUUUGGGCAUUUUCCUCGAAUCUCGUGAUUUUGAUGCCUAUGCCCACCUGAGUUGUAAUGUAAAUACGUAAUACAUAUGUAUGUCCAUACGUAUGUACAUAAGCAGCUACUUUCAAAUGCGCGUAACUUAGUCGAAAUAGUGGGAGAGCAAAUUAUGGCGCCUGAUUUUACCAUUUGAUUGAGUGAUGAAUGAAUAAUAAUUGCGCAAGUACAUACAUACAUAUAUGAAAAUGUGAAAAUUAUUUAGAGAAUGGUCGGUAAUAAGAUAACUGAAACAUCGAUGUUUAAAUACUAAUUUAUAAUUAAAAAAUUUACUACGUUAAAAAGACCCGAUUGAAAGAAUUUUAAAAUUAUGGUUACACGUGCAUCCAGCGUCCCCCAUUUAAAUAGCAGUGGUGGCAGUAGCAAUGAAAGUGGCGUCGGUACCGGUUCUGGCUCCAGUAGUCGCCGAAGUCGACUAUCAAAUUCACGUACACGUCGCCCAGGUAAAAGUUUCACGCCCACACAAGCACAAAAUAUAUCUGUUGGUAUACCACGUUCACGAAGCCUGACCCACGGCAUGCGGCGAAGUACUCCUCAGAAGACAACCAGCAGCUCCGGUGGUAUAACCUCGAGGAAUACUCCGGUUUUUCUACGUUCACGUGAGAAUGAAAUUGGUAGUGCAGAUACAUUGGAAAUAGUGGCUUCUAAGUCCACUGGCAGUGAACCUUCAACGCCAGAGGAUAACAUAAAUGUUGUGGUCAGAGUGCGGCCUUUGAACGAGAGAGAAAAGAGGGAUAGACAUGGAAUGAUUCUACAGUUUCCUGGAAAUGGGCAAAUUAUUAUCGAAAGUAGUGAGGGCAGUAACAAAAGAUCACGAAAUCAGGAUAAUGUGCACGUGUUUACCUAUAACGUGGUUUUCGAACCUGGAGCUACCCAAGAAGAUAUUCUGGAUUAUUCAGGCAUCAAGCGAAUAAUUGAGAUGGCGAUUGAAGGAUUUAGUUGUACAGCAUUUUGUUAUGGACAAACUGGUUCGGGAAAAACGCAUACGCUAACGGGUCCGCCCGAUCUGUUUAUAGGCAAACCAAAUCCAAACGAUUCCCGACAUGGACUAAUCUUCCGAUCGUUUUUGUACCUCUUCCAGUUGAUAAAAAAUCGCAAAGACAUCAACUAUGUGCUAAAGGCAUCUUUCCUUGAAAUCUACAAUGAACGAGUAAUCGAUUUGUUGAAUCCAGGUUCAGCAAAAAAAUCUCUUGCAGUCCGUUGGUCGAAGAAGUCCAGAGGCUUUUUUGUGGAGAACCUUUUCACAGUGGACUGUGAGGAAUUGGAUGACCUAUUAGCAGUUCUAGAAGAAGGUAUGAGAAACCGUGCUGUUGGCUCCCAUGCCAUGAACGAUCACUCGUCACGAUCCCAUACAAUGCUCACAGUGCACAUAAUUUCUGAGCAACAAACAGAUGGUGGAGUAUUUAUUUCCAAGCAAGGGAAAAUAAAUUUUGUAGACCUGGCUGGCAGUGAACUGACCAAGAAAACACUUAGCGAAGGCAAGACGCUAGAAGAAGCAAAUAAUAUUAAUAAGAGCUUAAUGGUUUUAGGAUACUGCAUUGCUUCAUUGAGCGAUAGUAAAAAACGAUUUGGCCACAUACCCUACCGAGAUAGUCAGCUAACCAAACUACUGGCGGACAGCUUAGCGGGUAAUGGGGUUACGCUCAUGAUCGCAUGUGUCUCUCCAGCCCAAUACAACUAUGCCGAGACUUUGAACACCUUACGUUAUGCGUCGAGAGCCAAGCGCAUUCGCACAAAACCUGUGAUUAUGAUGGACCCACGAGAGGCGCUUAUACUGAGCCUGAAACGUGAUAUAAAUGCUUUAGAAAUGGAAAAUGAUCACCUUAAAGCUGCACUAAAUUUACAUCAUGAGUCGCUUAAGUCGCAAAAUGGAACUCAACAGAAUGGUGAGCUCUUGGAAAUGCAUCUGGAACGUGUUGCCACCGGCGGUGUUGCAGUACCGAAAGUUAAUUUGGAACGUUUGGUUGAAUUAGAUGGCAAUGAACUGGCCGAACUGGUAAAGUUAUAUAUGCAAGAAAAUGAAGCUUUACGGCAAGAAAACAAUCAUCUAUUUACGGUGCGAGAAACCAUACUCAGAGAUCAGGAAAUUGUAUGUCGUGAGAAUGAACGACUGCUGAAGAAACUUGAAGACGUCAACAAGGUUUGUGUUCGCUCACCUCUCAUACCAGCACAUUCAGCAAUAGCAGCCGAUUCUGGUAAUGGAACAGCAAGUUCGGAGAUUUGGACAAAUCCCCAGGAUAUAACGAUACAUGAGCGUCCUGCUGAAAUGGAGGGUCGAAUUUCUGAGAAUAAAGAUAAACGCUCUGAUGAAGAUCAACGUAAAAUCGAUCAGCAACGCAUCGCAAAAAAUAUUUUGCUCAUGGCGAAUUCUUUGCAAAAGAAACCUAUUGAGCGAAACGAGAAAGAUGAACAAAACUCUGAAGAAAAAAAUAAUAUCGUGAAAGACAAUUCCAAACCGGAGGAAACAGAUUACAUGCCUGACAUGCUGAUAUAAGCGUGUAAAGGGCCGUUACAUAUAGUACCUGAUAAUGCUCAUCGCAACCCGAAGGAUAUCCACUUAAUUUUAUAAUAGCUGUCAACUGAGAUUUGAGCUUUUGGAACCCCGCAUUUCAACUUUUGAUAAGCAUUCAGGAUAUGCUUUCGACUAGAAGAAAUAGUUUCCACGACAGUCGGUUCUACGUUACCGAAACGACACAGAUUUAUAUCCGGCCAAGGACUGUCACUCCAGCAGCAUUCCCCGUAUGUAAGUAUGGGGAAUGUUUAUGCUGCUACAACAACAACAACUAGUAGAAAUAUUUAUCAUCUUGACGCUUUUCAGAUGCUUGCAUCGAAGCUAGUCUCUGAUCAGACACAUUAAUAAUAGCAGGUGAUCUUCAGGAACCCUGACAAAGCUUGCACCCAAAUGACUGCUCCACUACUAGACUGGAGGUAUUGCACAAAAUUUGAUAGAUUCUAGCAAAAUUCAGAUCGAAAUGAUGCAUAAAAACAAAGUGAAAAGAGGCGAUUGCUAUUAACCUUCACGUUUUGGAGUAAGGUUAGUUAGGUUAUAUGAAAUUUCAUAUUUGGCUUUGUCAUAUUGUAUGAUAAAACUUUUCUGAUCUUGUUGAGCAUCCAGUCAAUCUUUCUAGUGAGAUGAAGCCUAAACUAUACCGGUUUUUUAGAAGACUGACACAAGAAAUUUUCAAAGGACAUCUGGUACAGAAAUCAAACAUCCAUUUCAUAAUUAGAGCUCUAGUGUGGGCAUAUAGAUGCAAUCGAUUUUGACAAAUUUGGCAAGAUAACCAAUAUUCGUUCAUAGAGUAAAGUGCUGUCCACAGUAGUCAAGACGGUCCACCUCUACUGAUACUGUUGCAGCAGCUUGUCUCUGCAAUGGCAAUUUCAUUGGUAUAGGAAAAAUCCUGUUCAUCGAAAAUCGAGUUCACAGGCAAACGCCAUAAAAGUGGUGAAAGACCAAUUUAGCCUGUAUUUGAUUAACUGGUUAGAGAACUUCACUAGAGUUGUCCACUUCCAAACCUUGCAGGGUGGUGGUCAUGAUGAAGGGAUAGGGACUUCUCAAUGAAGGUAAUCAAGCUAUCCAACUUCGUUUCCGUUAUCUUGCCUUAUAGGUAAGCCUAGUGGUAGUUUAAUUACAGUCGGCAUCCAUCUUGGGAGAAAUAAAGUUUCUCACUUCCCUUUCCAGUGAUUUAAGUGCAAAAGAGGAGACUGGCAUACCUAACUGCGCGUUAAGCAUCUACACCAUAGACUUUGAUGAAGAUCUCAACGAUGAGCAAGUCUCUCCCUUCGAUAAUCAAUUAAAUCUGCAUGCGCCAUUUGUUGUUGUAAUAUAAUAACGAGAAUUUUUUCUUACGGAAUUUACUCGACCUCGAUCACUUACAAUUUGUGCUCCGUAAACAAUGAAGAAUAAUAACUUUGGCUAGGUCGAAGCUAGCUCUGCAGUGUGAUUAUUUUUGUUAUAUUUAAUUCCUGAAUGUUUAUGCUCAAUUAAUAAUAAAAAAUAAAAUUUGUAUAUAUUAUAAAACAUCGUAUAAUUAAGUAUUUAUGGUUAUAUGGGGUUCGCGCCUCAGUUUUGUUCGACCUCUUAGCUAAGCUAGGAGCCUCUCUUCAAAAAGUAAUAUAUAUCGAGAAUCAAACUUAGUAAAUAAGCAUUCAUUUUGUUCAAUUGUUCGGAAAAUCGUUAUUAAACUGAGAAACUAAAUGAACAGAACUAUUCAGGCGGUAGAAGUAUAAAAUACGUUCACACCUAUGCAGAUACUUAAUACACGUAAUGCCUAUUAUUCUUGCGCUGGAACAAUUCGCCUAAAGCAAAUACAUACGUAUGCUACUAAGUGCCUUCUAUGUAAUUUUACACAUACGUACACAUUUUAAAAAUAUACUAUUAAAUAGAGCUACAUACAAAAUUUGCAUAUACAUAUUUGUUGUUGCAAAAGCAAAGUA